This is a messenger RNA of Scaptodrosophila lebanonensis, 597 nucleotides long. It is a transcript of the gene Ccp84Ac, whose product is annotated as cuticle protein 18.6. Bases 1 to 597 code for a protein of 198 amino acids. The record is from RefSeq and is a predicted model, not a curated record. NCBI's taxonomy places the organism in Eukaryota, Metazoa, Arthropoda, Insecta, Diptera, Drosophilidae. The transcript has 2 exons. Gene Ontology annotation, cellular component: extracellular matrix.
AUGGCUUUCAAGUUGGUCGCACUCGUUUGUUUCGUCGCUGCCGCUUCGGCUGGCAUCAUUCCUUUGGAGCACCAUCAGCUGGAGCACCAACAGCAGGCUCAGCUCUAUCAGGCCGCCUCACCACAACAGCAGGUCCUUUACCACAAGGCCCAUGCUCCCGCCCACGAGAUCUACCCCGAUGAUCCCCAUCCCAAAUACAACUUUGCCUACGACGUCAAGGAUGCCAUCUCUGGUGACUCCAAGAGCCAGACCGAGUCCCGCGACGGCGAUGUUGUCCAGGGCGAGUACUCGCUGGACGAUGCCGAUGGCUUCCGUCGCACCGUCAAGUACACAGCGGAUUCCGUCAACGGUUUCAAUGCCGUCGUCCAUCGUGAGCCCCUGACCCACAAGGUGGUGGCUGCCGCCCCAGUCCAAUACCACCACGCUGCUCCCCAAGCCGUUGUGAAGAGCCCAGUGUCCUAUGCCGCCCCUGCCUACAGCGCACCAACCUACGCCUCGCUGCCGGCCCACCACGAGAACCAACACCAACAGGCCGCCACCUAUGCCACCUACGAGGCGCCGGCUGCUCACGAGUCUCACGACUACUAUCACCACUAA